Molecule: messenger RNA, 1239 nt
Organism: Necator americanus (New World hookworm)
Lineage: Eukaryota; Metazoa; Nematoda; Chromadorea; Rhabditida; Ancylostomatidae
Exons: 12
Coding region: 1-1239 (412 amino acids)
Biological process (GO): regulation of gene expression
Cellular component (GO): nucleus; cytoplasm
Molecular function (GO): transcription corepressor activity
Source: RefSeq, a predicted model, not a curated record
AUGUACACCGAAGUUAAAGAACUCGUGAACUUCCUCGCAAAGUACUUAAUCGGAAGGAUUCCUCGUCGUCCAGCGAGCCUCUUCACCUGCCAACUUGCAAAUUUUCUGAUCUGUCGAUUUCGCGAACAUAAAUGGGAUUUGAAUGAACCGUCGAAAGAUGAGCAGCAUCGGGUAGUGAGAUCGAAAGUCAACGGAUUCACAGAUCAGCUGAUAAUUUCAGCUGCUACAGAGAUGGGACUAUGUCCUGACGAAGUGUUGGAAUGCCUCCCAGACAAUAUCUUAUUAUUCGCGAAUCCAGGAGAAGUGUUUUAUCGAGCAGGAGAAAAUGCAGCCGCUGUCCCUAUUUGGACGGGCGAAAAAGGAGUUGAUCCAGACAUUAGUUACUGCUCUUUACCUGCGUUCGUCACUAAUCCGGCAUGUGCUGCUGCGUCACCAACAUCGAAUAUGGGAGCAGCUGGAAAGCCAUUUUACGUGGGCAGAUCUCGCAAAACUGAUGCAGCUUUCGAAAUUGAAGACGCGUACGUGCAACUAAAGCUAGAACCUGCUCAUUCAGCUAGCACUGACGACAACGUCCUUCUUCCACAGUCAGACUUGAUGAUGUUUUCGUAUACACCAAAGAAUCAUGUCUCUUAUACUAUCAAAGAGUUCUCGGCAACGCGAUUUGGCAGUCAUCGACAACGACCUGACCAUGAUGUGAUGAAACGCAUUCAGAGACAGGCAGCUAACCGUGGGGCAGGAUUUCCCACUAAUUCAGGUUCGAACAGUUCAAAAACGCGUACGGGUUUGCUUGAAGCUGGCGAUGGACCUGAACUAAAGAACACGGCUGCUCCUAGACCUACGUUUCCGAAAUCGUCAACAAGCCAAGGAGAUACUACGGAUUUCUACGAUGCACGGUGCGACAUAAAAUUGCUGCAGAUGGCUGACAUUGAGACUCUGAAGACUCUCACAUCAGAACAACGUGAGGCACUCGUAAACAUCAUUCGAAAUAGUUCUAUGCUGGAUCACUCACUGAGCCAUCUACAGCAAGCGCUAGUAGGUCCACAAGUUGUUCACAACGCUGGACUUCCAAGACUACCUACUAUUAGUCCGGUUACAACUAGUGUAACGACUCCAAGCAUUGCUGAAUUAGCAUUUUCCCACUACGGAACGAACCCAAUUACUACUGCUGCGUCUGCACUCUCUCGCCGUCACAAUGCGAAACGUCGUUCAAGCAACCAUAAUUCGUCGUGGAUUGUUUGA